This is a messenger RNA of Carassius carassius (crucian carp), 1495 nucleotides long. Its product is annotated as riboflavin-binding protein-like. Bases 701 to 1495 code for a protein of 264 amino acids. Gene Ontology annotation, cellular component: external side of plasma membrane. Gene Ontology annotation, molecular function: riboflavin transmembrane transporter activity; riboflavin binding; signaling receptor activity. The record is from RefSeq and is a predicted model, not a curated record. NCBI's taxonomy places the organism in Eukaryota, Metazoa, Chordata, Actinopteri, Cypriniformes, Cyprinidae. The transcript is spliced from 6 exons.
GGUUUUAGUUUUAAUGCAAUGUAUAUGCAUUAUGUUGUUUUUGUGAACUUUAAGUAGUAUUUCAUAAAAGUAAUAUUCAUCUCACUUCUCUGUGCAUAAUUGUACAUUUUCUGCACUUGCAAUGUAUUCCAACAGUUUUAUGAAGAGAUGAGACUUUGAACCAGCUGGAAUACGCUCAUGUUGACAUGCUUGUAACGGGACAAGAAGCUUAGGCGUCCCAAUUUACCCACCGUCCCAGAUUAUCCUAAUUCCCCCUGGAUUCACCUCCAGUAACUGUCAUCAACUGUCCCGGGACAGGUUUUUGUAAAAGAACAUGUCAGAAAACGCAGAGAGUGACUCAGUAGCACAUAAUGAGAUGCAUUUAGAAACCAGGUCAAAUGAAAUAAAGCCUCUGUCUUGUUAUUAUUAGAAUGCAUUAUCAAGGAUGCAUUCUGUUCACAUUAGGCUGUUAUUGCUUUUAUUGUUUGAUAUCUGCACUGACUGAGAUCCAACUGAUGACCAGUGUGUGUGUGUGUGUGUGUGUGUGUGUGUGUGUGUGUGUGUGUGAGAGAGAGAGAGAGGGAGGGGCGUUGUCAUCGAGAUGUCCUUCGUCUCCAGCUCCGGGUAAAGAGUGUGUGGAUCAGAGCGAGAGCAUCCGACACUAACAGCAGCCGCUGCACGCCUCCAGGAUCAGAAACUGAAAGAUCAAUUCUAGUGAAAAAUGGGCGUGUCCAAGGUUCUGCUCGGCCUCGCCCACCUCACGAGUCUAUUGGCCGCCGCUGUGAUGAGUCAUGAGGGGGCGUGUCUGCGGGACGGGAGACUCAAAGCCACACCCAGCCCAGAGCCUCAUCUCCAGCAGUGUUCGCUCUACAGGGAGAACUCGUGUUGUUCAGAGAAGGAUGUCCAGGAUCUGUCCGGCGUGGAUAACUCUCACUGGGAUAAGUGUGGUGUCCUCAGCCCUCUCUGUGAGUCCUUCCUGAAGCGUGCCGUCUGUUUUUACCGCUGUUCUCCUGAUGCUUCUCGCUGGCCACACCCACAUCGUGACUCCUCCCUGAAGGCGGUGCCUCUGUGUCACAGUUUCUGCAGAGAUUGGUACGAGGCAUGUAAAAUGGACAUGACGUGUGCUCGGGACUGGACCACUGACCCACGCGGACAGAACUGCAGCGGCGGAUGUGUGUCCUACCAACAGAUGUACCAACACGGCCGAGACCUCUGCGAGAGUCUUUGGGGAGACGCUUUCAUGACGGUGGAAGACGACCCCGGGGAGGAAGACGGUGUUGAAGGCCAUAGCUGCGGCUGUCUGACCCUCAGCCCGUCUGAUCGAGAGGUGAUCGCCGCUCUGAGGGUUCAGGAAGGAGACGCUGAAGAACUGGACACCACCAAGAGUGGGCUGCCUCAGUACAGAGCCCCUUGCCCCCCCGCAGGGCCCCAGACACAGGCCCGGAGGAACAACGCCGUGCUGCACAAGCGCUCCGUGCUCACCGGAGACAUGGAGGGCAGCGGAAGCGGCUUCUAG